AAGCCGUUCCUUAGUUGUGAUUACAUUGUAUCGCACUUACGGAUUCUUGUUGAUCGAGCAAUGCGAUCUGGACGGACUCAGGGAUCCUAAAGUCAGUAUAAGCUCCGUCUGCAUGAAACCAGGCCAGAUCCUCAGGGCCGAUUAGCGAUAUCUAAAAAAAAAACAAAUAUUACUCCGAAGGGCUGAAAGCAGACACACGCCAAACAUGACCGAAAUCAGUAUCGAUAAUUCUAAGCUCCCUGGAGUCAAAGAAGUGGUUCGGGAUUUUGCAGUGUUAGAAGAUCACACUCUUGCCCACACACUUCAGGAGCAGGAGAUUGAACAUCAUCUAGCAACCAACAUCCAGAGGAACCGUUUGGUAAAGAAAGACUUGCAAGUAGCUAAGCAGCUUCAACAAGAAGAGGACCUCCAAGCACAAGCUAGAAUCAAAAAUAGGCACAAUGAACUUGAACUCUUAGAUGUUGAAAUAGCUCAGGAGAUCCAGGAGAAACUGGUGAUUGAAGCAGAACUCAGGCGCCGGCAGGAGGAGAAGGAUGAAGAUAUUGCCCGACUACUGCAAGAGAAAGAAGAAAAGAGGAGAAAAAAUUACCCAUCAUCGCCUACACAACAAGAACCUUAUCUAGACCACGGAGGCCACCGUAAGGGUAGGCAUAAGGAAUCUGAAUAUGAUAGACACCAUAGGCACGAGAGACCUGACAAACCGAGAAAGGAGAGAAACGAACCAAGGUCUGAGUAUUUUGAAUCUGACACAAAAAUUGGAAUCCGCGGCCACUCUGCAGAAUCGCGGCCUUUUUGCAAAUACGAUGAUGACACUGGCCAUCACAGGCAUGAAAACCAUCCACAUAGGUCAUCUAAUAAAAAAGACAGACCAGGAAGGCCGCCGCCACCCAGAUCAAAUAGGCAUGAGGACCUGGGUAAUGACAGGACAAAUGGAGAACAUUUCAAUGAGCACUUAUCAAGAAGGGGCAGGUCUCAAAGCCAUGAAUUUCCAGGCACACACAGUUCUGGGAAAGGGAGGCAUCAUGAACAUUUUGAUGCCAGCGACCCCAAAUGUGGUGACUGUGAAAGUGAAAGACACAGGAGGAGAACACCUUCUCCAAAACGUGAGAGACAACAUAGAGAUACAGGUUGUCGGCCAAAAGGAACACGUGACACUCAUCGCACAAAAAGUAGGGAAGAAUAUGAUGCUGAAAUUGCCAGGAAACUCCAAGAAAGGGAACUUAAGGUGAACGUGGAGGAUGUACGAGCAGCGCAGUUGGCUCAGGAUGAGGAAAUUGCUCGUUGGUUAAUGGAAAAAGAGGAAAGAGCUUACAAGAAAUCCAAAUCACGAGAAAAGACGGACAAAAGGAGGCCCGAGGAAUGGGAGCAACAUGCACACGAGCAUGUCCGUCCAAGGUCAAGGGAAGGUCAAGAACAGCACCGGUCUAAAAGUGAUAAACCAUACAGACCUCUUCCUCCAGCUCCAGAUGAAGAUCAUGAAGAUUAUACAAACCGAAGCCAACACAACUCGCCUCGACCCAAUUCUAAAUCACAAUCUUCCCACAAAGGUUCCUAUUACAGACCAUGAAGCUCUGCACCACACUGGCAGUGAUGCUUACAAGAUUGUAGCAAAUUCCCAAAAUACUCUGUGCUCCAUUUGUCCUGAGUUUAAAUAUCACGGACUGACCUUUUACUCUUGUCCUGUCAGUUCUUGUAUGCAGAAGUAUCCUGCACAUAUGACAAACACUGCACAGCAUGUUGUGGCUUUUGUGCAGCUGGCCAUGUUAAUGUUGCACAAGAAUAAUUAUGCUGAGAGCUACUUUAAAAACCUAAAACUACCAGAAAGUCCUUGAAACAGAAUAGAAACUCAGCUGUGAAAAUAAUGUUCUGGUUUGAAGUGUUUGGCUUUAGGGUCAUCGCUGAUGCACGUGAUUAAGAAGGUUUUGUAAAAUAAUACUCUACUGCACUGUGAAAUGUGUGCGCCAUAAACUGAAUA
Molecule: messenger RNA, 1975 nt
Organism: Spea bombifrons (plains spadefoot toad)
Lineage: Eukaryota; Metazoa; Chordata; Amphibia; Anura; Pelobatidae
Gene: CCDC50
Product: coiled-coil domain containing 50
Exons: 12
Coding region: 206-1567 (453 amino acids)
Cellular component (GO): cytoplasm
Molecular function (GO): ubiquitin protein ligase binding
Source: RefSeq, a predicted model, not a curated record